Molecule: messenger RNA, 703 nt
Organism: Camellia sinensis
Lineage: Eukaryota; Viridiplantae; Streptophyta; Magnoliopsida; Ericales; Theaceae
Source: RefSeq, a predicted model, not a curated record
CAACGACUAAAAUUUAGUCGCGGAUGUGUUCAAAUUUUUCUGGGAAAUAUUUCAUAUUGGUGCCUAAAUUUUUCCCCAAAUCUAUUACUUCUUCACACGGUUCUGUCUCUCUCUUGCUGUCCCUCUGUCUCUCGCUCAGCCGCUUGUCGAGGCUCAGAUACCGUUCAAGAUCCACAUCGUGAAGGACCACGACAUGAAGGAGAGGCUGUGCUUGGAAGUCGAGAGGCUAGGGUUGAGUGCAGUGAUUAUGGGGAGCCGAGGGUUUGGUGCGAUCAAGAGAGGUAACAAUGGAAGGCUCGGGAGUGUUAGCAAUUACUGUGUUCGUCACUGUGUUUGUCCUAUGGUGGUUGUGAGGUAUCCGGAUGUGAAGGAUGGUGGUAAUGCGCCUCAAGUGUCUGUGGCGUCUACGGCGGAGGAUGAGGACGAUACGGAGUUCCAUGAUGCCUCGGAUGAUCGCAAAGGGCACUAUGUUCCCCAGCUUGCAGAACAAAUUUUGCACAAUAAUAAGAAUGCUCCAAAGGAUGACUAUAUAAACCUCAAAGGUUUUAUUAGAAGAGCGUUCUUUGGAAUGGGGAAUUCGUCUCUGAGUGAAGUCGAUGCUGUGUAGACACGUACAUAGAGUUGCUGACCGAGGUACUGUCUUGCCCAAAACUCUAAUCUCAGAUUCCACAUUCCCACAUUAUCAAGUGCUACAUAAAUGGCA